Trichoderma aggressivum f. europaeum is the source of this 450-nucleotide messenger RNA. RefSeq lists its product as uncharacterized. Lineage: Eukaryota; Fungi; Ascomycota; Sordariomycetes; Hypocreales; Hypocreaceae. The transcript has 4 exons. Bases 1 to 450 code for a protein of 149 amino acids. The record is from RefSeq and is a predicted model, not a curated record.
AUGGCCGCCACAACUAUUCAGACAGCAGAACAAGCCGAGAACUUUCUCGCCAAGGUUUUCGAAAUCCUUGAUUCGUACGACUACGAGCGCUUUAGUGAGAUUUUCGCCACGAACUUGGAGUAUCAAGGGGGGCUGCAGACCACUUCGGGGCUUGAUGAUUUUAUCACAGAUUUGAAAAACUCGGUAGCGAAAAUGCCGGGGAUGAAAACAUCUCAUACCAGAUUCAAGAACGAAAUCACCAAUGCAGGCACCAUCUACAGCUUGGGACACUCAACAGCGAUAUUCCCAACGCACCCUGACAAUCCAGUGACAAUUCCAAUGAUUGGCGUCUUCACUUUGGUUUCAGAGGGGCCUGAGAGUGGCAAAAUUCAAGACAUGAAGAUUUACAAGGAUCGCUUGCCGUUCCUCGCCUUGCAGCAACAACUGCCGGGCAUGAAGAAGAAUGCUUAG